Messenger RNA from Perkinsus marinus ATCC 50983, 282 nucleotides. RefSeq lists its product as hypothetical. Lineage: Eukaryota; Perkinsozoa; Perkinsida; Perkinsidae. The record is from RefSeq and is a predicted model, not a curated record. Gene Ontology annotation, biological process: tetrahydrofolylpolyglutamate metabolic process. The coding region runs from base 1 to 282 and encodes 93 amino acids. Gene Ontology annotation, molecular function: gamma-glutamyl-peptidase activity. The transcript has 3 exons. Gene Ontology annotation, cellular component: vacuole.
AUGAUCGAGGAUGCCACCUUGAGUCCCCAAGUCGAACCGGUCAGAUGCUGGCCCGAAGUUAGACGUCCUCUCGUUGGUGUUCUGACUUUACCUUGUGGGGAUCGUUGCAUCUCUGGUGGCGGUGGCUACAUCGCUGCGAGCUACGUCAAGUGGCUGGAAGCCGCAGGAGCUCAGGUUGUGCCUAUCCCUCAUUACGAGACGCGCGAGCAUAUCAUGAGGUUGCUCAAGAUGGUUUCCGGUGAGCCUCGGUUGUUGGAUCCUCAGCUGGAUUACUACUCUUGA